AUGAACACUAGAAAUUUCUUCGUGCUUCUGAUUACCAUUACUUAUAUAACUGUUCAAUGUGUAGUACUUGCUGAUAACAACACAGGUGACAAUCAAUCAUUCAGUGACCGAAUUAAAUCUCUUCAAAACGAAACAGGUUAUCUCUGUUCCUUUAUUGAAGGAGCAUCACUGGUCGCAACAAAAGAAUUUAUAACGUUGAUAAGAGAUGCACAUAUUCAUAGUCCAAAUCUUAAAGCAAUGGAAGUUUUACUGACGAAUAUAGCAAAUCAAGCAGAUGCAUAUCAUUCCUCCGUUAUCGAACAGUUAAGCGAUUGUAAAGCAUUGUUAUAUAUGCUAACGGAGAGUUUAGAUAAUGGAGGCAUGGUUGACUAUUACCUGAAUGAAGGCAACUAUUCUGUUGUUACUAGCAGCAUCGACAAAUGGCAUCAAUCAUUUUUAGACUUUAGAUCCAAGUUUUACCUGACAGAUACAGCACUGGAUAUUAUUAUCAGUAACAAGAAAGUAUUUUUUUAUGACGAUUGGAUUGGUGGCGUAGCCAAAUCCGCAGUAACGUUGUUUGUACUAUUAGUCGGUUCAGUAAUAGUGCUGCAACUGUUUAAGCGGGUGGGUUUCAUUUUUUGGAUCAUUACAUUAUUCAGUCCGCCUUCCGAGUAUUCCGACGAGGAAAUUCUAUUGCCUAUUAAUAUUGUGCCGAAAAUGGAAGCCUUGCAGGCUAACUCAGACAAUUGUGAUGUACAAAGACGAAGAAAAAAAGCAAACGAAAAACAACAGUCUUCUUCUUCCAAGGCCGGCACAACACAGUUGACUUCCAAUCCAUCUGAGUUAGAAAAAAAAAUUGCAACAAACUUUUCAACAACGUCAGUGUACAAUAAAAUUUAUACAACUAUUACGAUAGUAGUCUGGUUCACCGUUCUUUGUGGGCUAAUCGCUAUUAUAGUAUUGUGGGAUCCUUCUAAGAUUUCCUUUUCUAAAUCAUCUCGAUAUAAUUGGUAUCCUGAUGCUACCACAGCAAUGGAGAAUAUGAUAGUUGAUCGGGACAAAGUACAACCCAUUGUGUCUCGUCAAAUUCUUUCCAUCGAAGAACUGCAGCGUUAUACCAGCAUGUAUCAUGAUGAGACUAUUCAAAUAAACGUAGAUGAACUUGUAAGUAAUCUUGGAGCAGGAAUUCGGCAGGCGAGCAAAGAAUUAUCAGAAGUGUAUAUAGCAAGUGAGAAACUACCAUCAACGUUUCGGCAAGCGUACAUAAAUAUUGAAGCACACGCGAAAAAAGCAGGAAGACUUGCGGAAGCAAAUCAACUGUUGACUGCAUUGAGUGAAACUUCUAUAACGUACGAAAAACUUCAACGAGGCGUUCAAGCAUUGAUGAUUAAUCAAAAACAUCUACUACCUAAGUUAAAAGAACAAACACAAAUCAUGCAAACGCUCGUUCAACAGGGUCAAGUAAUGGAAAUCAAUCGUAUUGCUAAAGAACAUACAAAUAUUAUCAUGGAUAUCGAAGGUGAAAUUUUGAAUGUCACGUUGGUAGUAGAACAACUUAUUAAAAUCACUGAAAACGAUGGCUCUGAUGGAAUGAAAAUGGCAAUUAAAGAAUUGAAAGACAAAACCUCCACUGAUCAAGUUAUGGCAAUACUUUAUGAAGCAACAGGGGGUGUUGUAGGCACUCUUGGAGGUGCUGUGUUAGGAACGGUAGUAAUCAAGUCGGGAUAUGCAGUAGUUUCAAUCACUGCAACAGCUGUUGCUGGUCCUAUUGCAGCCGCCGUUGGAGGAGUUGGUUUAGUUGGUUUGGGUGCAUAUGCCUUAGUUACAGGCUUUGAUAAAUACAAUGAUGCAUCACGUUAUAAAACCGAAUUAGACAUUUUAGAAGUCCAACGAGGAAACUUCCACGCUGCAAUGAAAAAUUUCGAGAAGGCAAUUAUUGCUCAACAGACAGCGUCGAAAGCAACUCUAACAUCACUCGAUAGAAUCGUUGUACAUUCUGGAGCAUUCUCGAGCAUUCCUGGUUUCAAACUGCCCCUUGUGAAACGAGCUGCCCUUAGUAACGAACUACUCCAUAUUAUUUUACAAUACAAUACUAUGAUAGGCGUGUUUAAUUCAUUUAAAUCAUAUACGACUGUCAAAGAUCAAGAACUUCUACCAGCAUAA
Rotaria socialis is the source of this 2142-nucleotide messenger RNA. The record is from the annotation of a GenBank genome assembly. NCBI's taxonomy places the organism in Eukaryota, Metazoa, Rotifera, Eurotatoria, Philodinida, Philodinidae.